UAACAUCGGAGAGGGUGAGUCUGCGCCCCUCCACCUACACCUGUCCCCUCGCCGCGCAGCCGGGGCCAAGGAGGGGUGCUCGGAGCCCCCCCCCCCGCCCCCGCCACACCGACUGGGGCUGGUUGACCGAGCCCGGACCUGGCUGCCUGGGUCCCCUGGGAGGGCGGGUCUAAUAAGCAUGCUGAAGAGGCUGAGAAGGACUGUGCUCGGUGGUCCAGGUGGGGAAACAGACCAAGGAGAGGGAACAGCCCUGAGUUGUUUGUUUGUUUGUUUGUUUUUUCCUGACCUUGGAUAACCACCACCACCACCCUCUGCAAGACCACUAUGGGUCCUGCGCUCUCUCUGACCUGGACUGUUCCUAAGGCAUCACAGCCCUUCCUGUGUGUCUUCCUCUGCCAAGAGAAGCAGAGAGAGUGAAAGCUUCCUUCAGUGCUGUGGUGGUCGGGCUCUGCCCUGGGUCAGGCACAUGGCAAAGCAGGCACUAUGUAAGUGAGAUACUUGGCUGGCUUGAGGCUGGUUGAGGUGUUCCAGGACCUGGAAGAUACAGGCCUAGAGCCUGACAGCUUGAGAGACAAGAGGACUAACUGGCCCCAGGUGCCAGAAUCACACUUCACCCAACCAUGCGCUGCCACCUACUGGCCAUAGGCCUGGGGCUCUGCUUGGUAGUGGGGACAGCCAUCUGGGCUCUGUGGGUGAGUGUUGAGAACUGGCUGCCAUUCUCCUAUGUCCCCUUUUACCUGCCCUGCCCAAAGAUCUUCAACAUGAAGCUACAGUACAAAGGGGAGAAGCCGUUCCAGCCUGGAGCACAGUCACAGUACCCUCAACCCAAGCUGCUGGAGCACAGGCCCACAGAGCUAUUGACACUCACACCAUGGCUGGCACCCAUCGUCUCUGAAGGAACCUUCAACCCAGAGCUUCUGCAGAGCAUGUACCAGCCCCUAAAUCUGACCAUCGGACUCACUGUGUUUGCUGUGGGAAAGUAUACCUACUUCGUGCAGAACUUCCUGAAGUCGGCCGAGCGCUUCUUCAUGCUUGGUUACCAGGUGCACUACUACAUCUUCACCGACAAACCCUCAGCCAUCCCCCAGGUUCCGCUGGGCCCUGGCCGCCUCCUCAGCAUCACCCCCAUCCUGAAGCACUCGCGCUGGGAGGAGGUCUCCACUCGUCGCAUGGAGACCAUCAGCCUGCACAUUGCCCAGAAGGCACACCGGGAAGUGGACUACAUCUUCUGCCUCGAUGUGGACAUGGUCUUCCACAACCCCUGGGGUCCUGAGACCCUGGGGGACCUGAUAGCCACCAUUCACCCAGGCUACUACGCUGUGCCCCGUCAGCAGUUCCCCUAUGAGCGCAGGCACACCUCCACUGCCUUUGUGCCUGAGGAUGAGGGCGACUUUUAUUAUGGCGGGGCAGUCUUUGGGGGACGGGUCGCCAGGGUGUAUGAGUUCACCAGGGGCUGCCACAUGGCCAUCCUGGCUGACAAGGCCAAUGGCAUUAUGGCCACCUGGCAGGAAGAGAGCCACCUGAACCGCCGCUUCAUCUCCCACAAGCCGUCUAAGGUGCUGUCCCCUGAGUACCUCUGGGAUGACAGGAAGCCGCAGCCGCCCAGCCUGAAAGUGAUCCGUUUUUCCUCUCUAGAUAAGACUACCAGCUGGCUGAGGAGCUGACAUUAGAGCUAGGCUGUGGAAAACACUAAGGCCCCAUAGCAAUGUGGCCCCAGGCAGGAGGGGGACUCAAGGAAGGCCCAGUCAGGCAGAUGGGUCUUCCGGGCAGGCCCUGGAGCCCCACCCCUGCUAGGAUCCAACCCUGACCCCCUUUGCUUGUUACUACUCCUCAGCUUGCACUUCUGAUACAGAGACUUGACGCUUCCAAACCCCCAUCUGGGACCUAGGAGUCCCCAGAGAAUGUGAUAACCCCAGCCACUUGGAGCCAGUUUCUAACUCUGGAUGCUGCUAGAGCAAAUGAACCAGGCCUCUGCUCGCUCUGGUGUCCCUCCAGCCUGCAACCCAGGGCAGCCACAUGACUUGGCCCCUUACUCUACCUCCUCUGGAGGAGGGUUCACGGCAUUAUCUAAUAAAAAUGGCAUUGCCAGGCCCUAACAUCUGAGCAUUUGUGCUGCCGGCCACUGGAAAUCAACUUGCAGGACUAGGUAGAGUUUUCCAAGAAACCAAGGCUCACUGCGGGUUGCUGGAGACAGUGAAGUGGGAAGAACGUGUGUCUUCUGGAGCAUGAUUUGUGCCCAGUACCUCAUUCUCUGCUCCAUUGACCUUAUUCCUAUACCAUGUUCUACCCAUCUCCACCUCUCUCUCUUUCUGGCAAACUAAGAGAGUACAGGCAGUAGCUAACCAGGUUUUCCCUGUACCAAAAACCAUGAAACCGUGUGCCAGAGACACCCAUGAACAUCAAAUGGCUUGUGAAAGUGAGGCAGCUUUAGGAACACAGGUUUGUGGGAGUGUGGAUCGACCUGUCAACACCCAUGUUCAGUGGGGAAGAAAUUAUAGAAGCCAGACCUCCCACCUUCUACACCCCUUGAUGACCCUGGGUCCAUACUCCCAGAGAGAUGAAGAAUAGGAAAGCUAUCGGGAGGGGAUUGGAUAGAGUUCUGGUGGUGGGAAUUGUGUGGAACUGUACCCCUCUUAUCCUAUGGUCUUGUCAAUAUUUCCAUUUUAUAAAUAAAAAUUUAAAAAAGAACAGGUUUAAUGGGCUGAGAGAGAUAGCAUAAUGGCUAUGCAAAAGACUCAUACCAGAGGCACCAAAGGUCCCAGGUUCAAUCCCAGCAACACCAUAAGCCAGAGUUGAGCAGUGCUUUGGAGAAGAAAAAGAAGAGAAGAGAGAGAAAAGGAAAAAAAAAAGUCAGGUUAAGUCUACCCUAAUGCCAUGGGAUGGUAGGAGGUCAUGUCACCUUUUAGCUAACAAUGGCCCUGGGGUGAGGAUCCGAUGUGAAGCCACUGGUACUGAUAACUUACAGAAAAGUAACUUGGUCUGGACCUUUGAGGCAGCAUGUCCUGUCCUGAGCAGAACCUAAUAUCCACAGCUCCUCAUUCUAUGCUGAGGCAAGCUUCUUCCCUGGCUACUUCCCAGGAAUGCAAGAUUGGGGGGUCUUAAAACAAGAAAGGCUUCCUGGAGUAGGCAGUGUUAGGAUAGCAUGCCCAUCGUGCUUCCUCCACUUCUGAAAUGCUGUGGCUUUGGUAAAAAAUAUAUAUAUAAAUAAAAAU
Molecule: messenger RNA, 3212 nt
Organism: Erinaceus europaeus (western European hedgehog)
Lineage: Eukaryota; Metazoa; Chordata; Mammalia; Eulipotyphla; Erinaceidae
Gene: GBGT1
Product: globoside alpha-1,3-N-acetylgalactosaminyltransferase 1 (FORS blood group)
Exons: 8
Coding region: 621-1664 (347 amino acids)
Biological process (GO): carbohydrate metabolic process
Cellular component (GO): membrane; Golgi apparatus; vesicle
Molecular function (GO): globoside alpha-N-acetylgalactosaminyltransferase activity
Source: RefSeq, a predicted model, not a curated record